CCUCGGACAACUCGCAAAAGAAAACACUUCCCAUUUUAAAAGACUGAAAAUUGAAACAAAUUGAAGACAAACUUCAACCUAGGGUUCAGGUUUAUUCUCUUGUCUUCUCCAUUUUGUGGUAAUUCUUGUUGGGUAAGACCAAUUGUCGGACGAAGCUGUUAACAAUCGCUAGAGUCAUUGAACCGGUCUUGGGAUUAACAAUAUAUUUGUGAUUCUGCAGUACUAUCAAAGGAUAUUCAAUGGAAAACAUAGAUAAAAGUUGGAUGAAUCUUCGAAGAGAAACCGAUGAAUAUAUCCGUGGAGUGAAUGAUUUCCUUGAUUUUGCAUUUGAACGAGCUGCUCAAGGAAAAGAAAUAAUGUGCCCUUGUAUAAAGUGCAUGAAUCGUUAUUGGUAUUAUAGAAAUGUGGUGGAGGAUCAUUUGGUUGUUUACGGGUUUGUUAAAGGAUACAGCAAAUGGAAUUUUCACGGGGAAGGAUAUUUCUGGAGAAAACGUGAACGUCCCAAUAAUGAUGAUGAAGGUCCCAGCAUACAUGACGAUAAUGAUGGCCUAUUUCAUGACAAGGCAAAGCGAAUCAAAUGAACAGAGGGUUGAGAAUGAAGACGCUAUUUAGAAUCAUGAGAUUGUUGCAGAAAUCAGUAGUGUGUUCAAAUAUUUUAUGAACUCUUAGUUUGGAAUUUUUCUCAUUAUCAUGUGAGAACAUAUAUGCUCUCAAGUUGCUAUACACUAUUUUGCAUUUUGCUUUUAUUGGUGGAUAUUUGGAAUUAUGAUUGGUGAACAUUUUACUUUCGUGAUUUGUAUA
Messenger RNA from Nicotiana tabacum (common tobacco), 801 nucleotides. The record is from RefSeq and is a predicted model, not a curated record. NCBI's taxonomy places the organism in Eukaryota, Viridiplantae, Streptophyta, Magnoliopsida, Solanales, Solanaceae.